Messenger RNA from Porites evermanni, 18834 nucleotides. NCBI's taxonomy places the organism in Eukaryota, Metazoa, Cnidaria, Anthozoa, Scleractinia, Poritidae. The record is from the annotation of a GenBank genome assembly.
UCAGUUACAUGUGGGUCAGUAGUGAACGGAACACUAAAAAGUCCUGCAUAUUCAAAUGAAUUCUAUGCAGACAACAUCAACUGCAUCAACAAUGUUUCGAUCCCAGAUGGUAAGGUGAUGAGACUCAAGUUUCGAGCAUUUGCUCUGGUAUCGGAUUCAAAAUGCAGGUAAGGGUAAAUACGUUUGGCUCGUCUUUUCUGAGCUUUAAUAUUGUGAUAGCGGAAAAGUAACUUAAAAAAAAAGAGCUGUUUGAAAGAGCCUUCAAAGCCCAUUCGGCUGUCAUAAAGUCGUUUCCUUCUAUCGGUUUGGUCAAAAAAGCUGCAAAUUACUAUAGGGCUACCCUGGACCCAUAGGGCUUCUCUUUUUAUUUCUUUCAAACGAGCGUCCGUGAAACGCCUAGUAAGAGACGAAAAAUCUUGUGACCAUCGUACCGAAUCUCACUUUCAUGCAGGCGUUAGGUGAAGAUCUGACCCUCGGGUUCUGGCUAUUUUAACCACUACGAAAUUCAAAUCUUACUGGUUGUUGCCAUGCAUCAAGCAAAGCGACAGUAGGGACAUUUCUUAUUUUUCAGCAAGGUAUAAUUAAUAUUGAUAGAGAUUUUCUUGUAGGAAUGUUUAUUUGAAAAUAUCGAAUGGUGUUACUGAAGAUCGAUUCUGCGGUGACCAGCUCACUGGAAGAGACCUUCUUGUGUCAGGCAAUUACGUUGUAUUGACAUUCCACUCGGAUUGGCGGCUAGUUAAAAAGGGACGAUUUGAAAUAUCCUUCGCUUCAGAAAUUCCCUGUAAGUUUAAAAAAGUUUCAGAUUAAAAUCUUAAUAUUGUUUCAUUAUUUCCACAGCACUCAUCCUUUCUUGUCCUUAUUGCACUUACAGUUGUAUCACAAUCCUUUUAGGAAAUUAAAUGAAUCAUUCUCGGGUCUAGUCUGUUUUGAGUUUGGUGAUAUUUACUAAGGCGGUAAAUAUCACCAAACUCAAAACAGACUAGACCCGAGAGAAAAUCUCUUCAAUUUGCAACUGCUUUCUCUUUAGUGUUCAACUCUUGGACGUACACCCAUAUUCGCGUUCCACGGUGGAACUUUUAUUUUUAUGCACGCACGCUACCUCGUUACCUUCAGUUGGUGAUUUAGCAAUUUAAAGAGGGUACCCUAUACACCUUUGCACAGGGCGUCAUAGUAUGGCGUACGAUCCCCGCCAAAAUUCAUGGUUUGAAUUUUAAGUUGCUCAUUUAAAUUUUCAACUUCAACGCUUGAAUUUUACAGCUGAAUUCAAUACUUAACACUCUUCCUUUCAAAUUGACAUCAUUGGAAAACGUUUUUUACAUUUGCCUUUUAGCUUUUGAACUCAACUUUUUUAUUUGGCCUUGAUGCCUGAACCAGUACUCUACAUUUGACUGAGAUGCCAAUUUUGCACUCGAUACUGACUCUCCGCAUUUGGCCAGUCACCGCGUCAAAUUUCAAACUCAGCGUCGUAUAUUUUCAACUCAGCUUUUGAAUUUUUAUUUACGCUUCAGUCAUCAUUGGACGAGACAAAAGAAGCCUUUGUGGGAUUGGGAGAUGGCGACCGAUCGACCUCCUCCCCCGGCUUAUUCGUCCAUCAUGCUUUGUGAAAAAAGGGAGUCAGUAGUCAACACACGACUUCCACAUCAAGCCAAAAUCCUGCUUGCUCUGUUAAAACGUAAAACUUUUUAACUCAAAGAUUUUCUUUUGUCCGUGAAUGAGAUGAUUUCCUGCAAUUUUUUGUCCCUCUGGGCCCAGAUCGUUAACGUUCUUUGCAGAUUGUUAAAUUCUCAUGGAUAGUGAUUUACAGAUCCAAGUUUUAUAUAUAGAAGAAUCAAUUGCAGCUUAAAAUGAAGCCACAUCAACUAUGGACAAUGUGCAUUAUGUAGUUCAAGAAAUUAUCGAUCCCCCCUCCCUCCGACGGAGGGCACAUUUACUUUAGACCCCUCCACCCCUUGGAAUUUGCCUUCCAGGGGUUUCUUGUCAGAACGCCACACCCCCAGGAAUUUUCGUAAUUUUCCAUCUUGGUUAGGCACCCCUUGGAAAUAAUAUUUCCGUCAAAGUUUGCUGUUGCAAACCAAACUUUUCUCCGGUUUUCCGACAGAACAACAAGUAUCACAAAAUUCUGAUACUCUUUAAUUGGAGACACCUGUUUCCUUUAAAAUUUGAAUUGUAUUUCAAUUGCUGUAAGAACUGAUUUGUUCAGGUACUAAACUUUUGACUGUAAAUUGUAUUUGUCCUUUUCACCUGCCGAAUUACCCACGUCCAUCCUCGCCUUAAACGAAGAUCUUACGACAAUAUCUCAGUGGUGCUGUAAAAACUCUCUUUUGAUUAAUCCGGACAAAACUAAGGUUCUAGCUGUUAGAUUACCACAACUUUUAACGAAACUGUCAUCAUUCAGUAUAACACUUUUUGACAAGGAAAUAACACCUGCGCCUGUUGUUAAGGACUUGGAUGUUCUUCUCGACACACGCCUCAGUUAUAACCAACAUAUCACUGAGACUGCCUCGAAAUGCCUUUUUAAAUUGUACCAAAUUAACAGAAUCAAGCAUCUCCUGGAUAGGAAAACACUUUUGUUAGUAAUAAAUUCAUUUGUCUUUAGUAAACUCCAAUAUUGUUCAACUGUCUGGAGUAAUACCAGCAGCAGCAAUAUUGACAAGUUACAAAAAGUCCAAAACUUUGCUGGACGAAUUAUUCUGGGACUAAGAAAGUAUGACCAUAUUUCGGAUGGGUUGCGAUCGUUGAAAUGGCUUCCUAUUAGAGAGAAACUCAUUCUAAAUGACGCUACUAUGAUGCACAAAUGUAUUAACAAGCUUGUUCCAGACUAUCUUGCUGAUAUGUUUAAAUCACGUUCUCAAGUCCAUAAUAGACAAACUCGAUCAUCUGGUGCUUUGGAUAUACCUUUAUGUCGCCUGUCAACAGGGCAGCGCUCCUUUGCUUUCAGAGGAGCCAAACUCUGGAACUCCUUGAAUGAUAAUAUUAAGUCCUUAAAAUGCCCCAGGAAUUUUAGGCGUCAUCUUGCAAAUGUUUUAUUAAGUUGAUAUAUUUUUUGUAAUUAUAAUAUUAUUGUACUUACAUUCUUAAUUAAUUUAUAUAAAUUUGUAUUUUUUAUUCUAUUGAGCUGAAAAGCCCACUUAGGGAGCAUCAAUAAAGUGUAUGUAUGUAUGUAUGUAUGUAAACUGUAUACAAUACAAUCAGCUGGACUAGCUUAACCAAACGUCCGCUACACAACCGUUUUUUGUGUCGUCGGGGAGGAGCGUUGCGUAAUGACUCUAAAAGCGGCUGUGUAGCAGACUACUUGACCAGAGGGUACAUUGUCCUUUGGGGAAAGGGUUCUAAUUUUUGACUUUAAAGGGACUGGUUCACGAUAAUGCGCAUGUGUGAGUUCUGACAGUAGCUGAUUGUUUUUAAACCAAUCGGAAGCGAGUUAGAUGCACGCAAGUAAAUUUACAAAAUUCAAAUUCAUUGUUCGCGACGCGAGAGUAUUUCCGGGCAUUGGGUUUGAUUUUAUAUAUCCCCAUAAUUGAAGUUUAUUCUUUGCUACUCUUCAAAUAUAUGUUGCAGCCGAUAAGAAUAAGAUUUACAGCCCUGUCCUGCUUUGAAACAAACAUUUACCAACGUGUAUUUUUACGAGGUCGUACCCACGCCAACAAAGCAGUCACAGUAGUGGGGGAGGCACCGAAUUAACUUUUUGAGCGGUAUAAAUUAACGCAGAUGACGUUAUGCAUCUCAUUAAGAUAGGAUGAUGUUAUAGUUUAUUUUUAGUUGGAGAAGGGGUUGACGUCAUCAAAAAAUGUUGAGAUCAUAAUCUAUAAAUAGAAAAGUGAGUUUUUGAUAUAACCAGCUAUUUGCUAUCUUUGCAGAUUAUACUAACUGAAAAAUCUUUAAUCAUUAAAUUAUUUCACUAAAAAUCGGUUAUAAGCAAAACCAAGACACAGAGGUAAACUGAAAAAUCUUUACCUUAAAAGAAGGAAAAACGAGGUUGGGCGUAUGCGGAAUCGUACAAAUUCUUUUCGGGCAAAACAUGAAAAUGAGGUCGAAGCGCAGCGAAGCGAAAAACUGCCUAUCAAGCAAAAAUGUCAAUCUUUGUUUACUUGACUCUGUAGAAAGUAUUGCGCAGGGUAUAAAAGUUCUAUAGAAAACAACAGGUGGUUCUUAAAUAAACUCCAUUCUACUAACUAAUGCAAAAAAAAAUUGGAAUAAGAGGUGCAAUCGCCUAGCAACCCAUGUCUUCUUACUUAACGCUAAAAAUCGGAUGUAUAAACAAAACACACACACACAGAUGCACAAAGUGGAGCUGAAAACUCCCUAUUUCAAUUUUGACUCACCAUUACAAACUAUAUAAGGCAGCGUGGCCGAGUGGUCAGCGCGUCGGACUCGCAAUCCGGCGGUCCCGGGUUCGAGUCCCGUUCUGGCCACUUGCUGGAUUUGUGCUCGGUCGUCCCAAGUUCAAAUUCUCGGCCACGCUUGUAAAUAGCCAACUGGUUGCCUUCUGCUAGUUGGGGUUUUUAAUCCUGUUAUGUUGUAUUUGAAUUAUUUGUCUCUAAAUAUUUGAGUGGAGUGCCUGUAAAUUAGCUGGACAAGCUAAGUGCAAUUUCCACUAUAAACAAGCCUUUAACCUUUUAACCUUUUAAACUAAAGCGUUUUCUCCGGUCCAUCUCGAGGAAACGACUAACCAUUGAAGUCUCAGCGCUUGAUGAGCUUAUGGUCUUGUCAAUUCCCCAGCGGCGUUAGUCAGUUAAUUAUGCGAGUUCACACGCCCAAACUUGAAUACAAAUUAGUUCAUCUCUACAGCUAGACCCAAGGGAGAAACUUGACUUAUUAUUAUAUAUUUUAAAUAACUUAACAAGGAUCAAUUAAAACACGCAACUAAUAAUGGCUGGCAAUAAAACCACAAGACAGAUACCGUUUUAAAAACUUUAUUAAAAACCAAUAACAAAAAAAGAGUCAAAUACCCAGCGAUUUGAAAGGAAAAGGAAUGAAAAUUAAUCCUUUGACUGACUAUUACAAAUCCGUUUUCACCGUUUCUUGUGUCUGUACUGGAUUGUGAUAGUGAUUUUUUCCGGAAUUAUCCGCUUCACUGUCGUAAACGACGACUUUAACUUUAGGUUGCAGUUUCGCCUCUUGUAAAUACUGUCUUCGCUGUAUGUGGUCUAACUGAUGAACAUCCGCGAGAUGGCUAGCUAAUCUGACAAGGUACUUCGCCCCACACGAUGAAAUAGGACAGUUUCUGCAAACUCUCUUGUAAACCAUGUUGACAGUUCGAUGGACGAACACAAAUGACAUCUUUUUCGCAAAUAGUCAGGUUAUAUAGAGUGUCAGGAAAGCCAAACACAGGCCAGAGAGGCCAUAACCAGGCCUGAAAGGCCAAAACCAGGCCAAAAGGGACAAAAGGAGACAAACGGGCCAUUUCUAGUCAUGUGUCUUUAUUUUCUCAAACACACGCGUGGGUGUCGCGCGUCGCUAGUCACGCAACAGCUCUCAACAUUGGAAUCAUCAUCUUUAUUCGGUGUAAUCAAGAGAGAAUGAAGCAUUCUCUCUUGGUGUAAUCACAAAUAACAGUGCCUAAUUAAAAAAGUUUUGAUCGUGAAUUAGUAAUUGGUAUUUCAAAUUUCCGAUUUUUUUAUUUAUUGUAUCAGUUUACUAUUAUUGUUAUUAUUUUCAAGUCAGCAAUAAAACACUCUUAAAGUUUGGUUGUUUACAGUUUUUAUUGAAACGCAACAAUACAAAGGUCUAGGAAAAAUAAUUCUAUAACGUUCAUAGUUGUACAAGUCUUCAUCUUGAGGAAUAAGCUGCUUUUGAUACAGUCGAUUGAGUAAGAAUUUUCGCUUAUCGAUCGCUAGUUCUGUCGAUUCCAACCAAUGGAAUCCUUCUGUACCUUUUAGUUCUUUUUGGGUUUCAAUUACUUCUUUGAAGGUGGGAUCUUUUUUCAUUGCACGCAUCCACUGUAGAUUCUCUAAGGGUACUUUUCUUAGCUCUUUUCUGUAAACAGGAAGAAGUGCGUUCUUGGCUUUCACGCGGGCCACAUUUUCUGAAUCUCCGUUCCCUUCGUACACAUUGAUCAAUGCGUUGAGCUGGGUCUUAUGGCGUUUCUCGGCUUCAUCAAGAAUGCGUAAGCAAGGCGUUAAGUUUUCUGUUUCUUCUUGGGAAGACUGCGCUUCUUGGCUAGAGACUUCGCUUUCUUGGGAGAAAUCGCUUUCUUCGCUGUCUUCAUAUUUUCCAGCUCUUUGUUGAAGGUAUAAGGUAUAGCCUGUGCUCGUCAUCUUUGGUUUGAACCGCACGCCUUCUGAUAGGAAACUAAACUUCAGAAAGCAACGCGUCUCUUUUAUAGAAAAUUCGUGAAGGCAGGGUUUGAUAACUUUUUUAAUUAGGCACUGUUAUUUGUGAUUACAACAAGAGAGAAUGCUUCAUUUUCUCUUGAUUACACUGAAUAAAGAUGAUGAUUCCAAUGUUAAGAGCUGUUGCGUGACUAGCUACGCGCGACACCCACGCAUGUGUUUGAGAAAAUAAAGGCACAUGACUAGAAAUGGCCCGUUUGUCUCCUUUUGUCCCUUUUGGCCUGGUUUUGGCCUUUCAGGCCUGGUUAUGGCCUUUCCGGCCUGUGUUUGGCCUUUCUGACAGUCCAUAUAACCUGACUAUUUGCGAAAAAGAUGUCAUUUGUGUUCAUCUAUCGAACUGUCAACAUGGUUUACAAGAGAGUUUGCAGAAACUGUCCUAUUUCAUCGUGUGGGGCGAAGUACCUUGUCAGAUUAGCUAACCAUCUCGCGGAUGUUCAUCAGUUAGACCACAUACGGCGAAGACAGUAUUUACAAGAGGCGAAACUGCAACCUAAAGUUAAAGUCGUCGUUUACGACAGUGAAGCGGAUAAUUCCGGAAAAAAUCACUAUCACAAUCCAGUACAGACACGAGAAACGGUGUACUGCGAACUGUUAAGAUCAUAGAGAAAUGAAGCCUCUUUUAAAGCAAAAGCUAAAAGACCGACUACAAAGAACAAGACAAAGCGCAAGAAACAAAGAAAGUCGAACUCUUGGCUUAGAGGCCAUAGGAAGAUUGUGUAGACACGGAAGAAUUAUUUAUUAUUCCUCGAAAUAGAACGGAAAAAAAAGAUUUGUAAUAGUCAGUCAAAGGAUUAAUUUUCAUUCCUUUUCUUUCAAAUCGCUGUGUAUUUGACUCUUUUUUUGUUAUUGGUCUUUAAUAAAGUUUUUAAAACGGUAGCUGUCUUGUGGUUUUAUUGCUAGCCAUUAUUAGUCGCGUGUUUUAAUUGAUCCUCUUUAAGUUAUUUAAAAUUGUUUAUAUAAUAAUAAGUCAAGUUUCUCCCUUGGGUCUAGCUGUAGAGAUGAACUAAUUUGUAUUCAAGUUUGGGCGUGUGAACUCGCAUAAUUAACUGACUAACGGCGCGUGGAUUGACAAGACCAUAAGCUCAUCAAGCGCUGAGACUUCAAUGGUUAGUCGUUUCCUCGAGCUGGAACGGAGAAAACGCUUUAAUUUGUAAUGGUGAGUCAAAAUUGAAAUAGGGAGUUUUCAGCUCCACUUUGUGCAUGUGUGUGUAUGUGUUUUGUUUAUACAUCCGAUUUUUAGCGUUAAAUAAGAAGGCAUGUGUUGUUAGGCGAUUGCACUUCUUAUUCCAAUUUUUUUUUCAUUAGUUACUAGAAUGGAGUUUAUUUAAGAACCAAUAGAGUUAGGGUUUAUUUUAGAACCACCUGUUGUUUUCUAUAGAAUUUUUAUACCCUGUGCAAUACUUUCUACAGAGUCAAGUAAACAAAGAUUGACAUUUUUGCUUGAUAGGCAGUUUUUCGCUUCGCUGCGCUUCGACCCCAUUUUCAUGUUUUUCCCGAAAAGAAUGUGUACGAUUCCUCAUUCGCCUAACCUCGUUUUUCCUUCUUUUGAGGUAAAGAUUUUUCAGUUUACCUCUGUGUCUUGGUUUUGUUUAUAACCGAUUUUUAGUGAAAUAAUUUAAUGAUUAAAGAUUUUUCAGUUGGUAUGAUCUGCAAAGAUAGCAAAUAGCUGAUUAUAUCAAAAAAAUCACUUUUCUAUUUACAGAUUAUGAUCCCAACAUUUUUUGAUGACGUCAAUCCUUAGGGUAUUCUGACGCCACUUGCUCCUUGCCAGCUGAAAAUAAACUAUGACGUCAUCAUAUCUUAAUGGAAUGCAUGACGUCAUCCGUAUUAAUUUAAACUAUGACAUCAUCCUACCUUAAUGAGAUGCAUGACGUUAUCUGCGUUAAUUUAUACCGCUCAAAAAGUUAAUUAAAUCCACAAAAGGUUAAUUCGGUGCCUCCCCCACUACUAGUCACCGAUCGGCAAACAAAAUUUGUAAACAAACAUUUUAUUACUGUUCUCUCAGUUCGCCGUAUGAGUAUAAAGAUUAUCCUUAAUUGAGCAUACAUUUCAAUUGCUUAUCAGCAAAUGAACAAAUUCAUUGGCGUUGCAUCGGGUCAGUGUUCCGCAAAACAAAUGUUAUCGAGUAGAACAAAUAAAGAAACUAGAUUAUAAACAGAAUAUUCAGGCAAUAAUUUAUUUUAAAAACAUCAAUUCUUAAACAUAUACGAUCGUAAAGCAAAGGUACAAGGAACAUUUCAGCUGUCCCAGAUCGGUGAAGAUCGUGCGGCCUGUUGUGGUAUAACUACAAGUCGGAGUCGUCAAAAAUCAAAUCAAAGUUGAACGGACUCGUGCCUUUAACAACUUUCCAAGUGUCGUGUAUUCUUUUUGUAAGCCACACACUACUCCUAGAUCCAUACCAGAUCGAUCGGCUAAGCUUCUCUAUCUCCAAGACUCUUGAGAACGUCCAGUUGCCGGACGGCCACGAUGCUCUUCUGAACCUCCAUGAUCAAAACAUUAUUUUUUGCGUCUUCUUAAAACGUAACCAGUCAAACAACACAACCACACGUUACCGAAGUACAACUAGUAUAACUAGGCCAGCCAAAGCGACGGAUGUCGGAAUAAAACGAAGGAUUUUCAAUGAUUGUACCGGUAAUGGUGAUUUCGAAUUUAGUGUUGACUCAACAAAUUUAUUCUGAAGAGACAAACGGCGCGCAUGCGCAUAACCGUGAUCGCGUCCCUUUAAUAGCAAAUUUGAUUUUAGUCGCUUAUCCCACAUUGGCGGUUCUCUGGUCUUCUCCGUUUGAAAGCCUCGGAGAUCAUGGCCUAAAAUCCCGGACAUGGCGCCCGCGGAACGGCAGCGGCUAUCUCGUAUUUCCAAAACAGAGAUGGUGAUUGCGUCUAUAAAGAAAUGUAUGAGGUAAAAUCUAAUAUUUGAGCUUAUGAUAACUUCUAGCGUACCUGUAUAAUUCCAAGUUGGAAUCGAUCAGGUGAAAACAUCCUCAAUUCCGCUGUACAAAAUGCGUAUCUUCACCAGUUCGCUAACACCGUACAUUUUAAGCGUGUUUUGAGUCGUUCUCUCGCUCUUAAAGCCCCUCUAUUUUCUGUGGGAAGUUGUUGUAGCGGCAGUCCUCCACCGCAGCUGUGCAAUUUUCUUUUCAAGUGGUCGAUUAUUCCAAGUUCAUCCAAAUUUUCACAUUCAGAACCAUUUCACUCCGCUUAAUCAGUAAAAGGAUGAAGAAAUUCCUAACACAAAAACACCAGUAUAAUGCGAAAUAUUUAUCAGUCAUCCUAAUUUAAUGAUAAAAAUGCUUUCACGAAUUUUGUUCCAGAUUUCUGCCUAGGCAAAGGCAUAUGCAUAUGCGGGUACAUGCACACUCCAUUCCUGGUAGUAGAAAUAGUUGAUAGGUUCCUGGACCAAGCUUUAAUUUUUUUUGUCUACUCUUGAAGAAAACGUGGAAUUGCUUCAAUUAUAAUAUGGGUUUGACAACUUUUACAUAAAAUGCCAGUCCUGUGUGUUAAAAUUUCGACCCCACUCACAUUUUGUGCAUUUUCAAAAUUGACAAAAAUUGUAUCCCCCCCCCCCCCCCCCCCCCCCCCAAAAAAAAAAAGGCCCCCCUAAGGGGGGGAGGGGGAAAAAAACCGCGCGCCUUGUGAAAAACACAGAUCACGGUGUUUUGGGGAUUGCCGCCCGCUCCUCACGUGGAAAAAAAAAUUUUUUUACUCUUGUAUUAAAAAAAACGUGGAAUUGUUUUAAUUAUAAUUUUGGUUUUACAACUUUUAAAAAAAAAGCCACUCCUUUUGUUUAAAAUUUCCACCCCCCCCCCAUUUUGUGCAUUUUUAAAAAUUACAAAAAUUGUUUCCCCCCCCCCCCCCCACUGCGACGUAAAAAACGAUCGGUCCCUUAGAGGGCAAGAUGGCAAAAUACCGUGCGCUCUUGGAACCAACCAGAUUGCAGGAUUUUGGAGGAUUCCGCCCGCUGUCAAGCUUGGAAAAAAAAAUUUUUUACCAUCUGGUCGCAAGAUUUAAAGAAACUCAAACCCUUAUUUAGCAGCAAUAAAGAGGAUUACGCUUCAAAAGAGGUCAAGUAAAAUGCUCUUGCAUCAGAGGGCAAAUCCUGUCGACCAGGAACAAAAAUAAAACCACAGAAAGUCAAUAUGCCUGCCAUGACCUCUCAGUGUAAAACAAGCGGCUAAAAUCUCAUUUGGUCAGUCAAAACGUACAUAGAACCCCCUAGAGCAUAACCUACCCGCCAGGGGAAAAAACCUAUUGGAACAAACAGCAUUUUGGCCUGAGGUAAAUUCGUGUGGCUUACCGACUCCUUUUUCACUAUGGCUGUAAGCGAUUAGCGCCAAAACUUGAAUGCAUGGCACUCUUGAAAAGCAGGUUAUUUUCUAACUCUUUUCUUUGUCUUUUUAUUUUUUUGAAAUCUUUGUUAUCAUGAUGAGUUAACCGUGUUGAAAUAAAGAUGUUUUAUCAUUCAUUAUUACAAGUAGCAUUAUUAUUCAUACGGCGAAGCUUAGCGCAGUGGCCAAAAAAUCCUCCACACAUAGGUGAACGUAUAAUGUCAAAAAGUGCUGAACAUCCAGGCAUUUGUGUUAAUGCGUGAAAGGCGGGAAGUUAAGCGCAAGAAGAUAAAAAAAAAGUAAUUAUAAAUGAUAACAAAUAAAUCGACGACAUUUUUGAACCAUCGAUAUUCUACCCUCGACCCUCGAUAUAUUACCCUCGUCCCUUGAAAUUUUACCCUCGACCCUCGACAAAAACCUACACUCCUUAUGUUUUAGAGGUGAGAGACGAAGCGAAAGGGGAAAUGAGUUAAUAAUUGACAAUCAAAGCCUUUGUUUUUGUCGCAUAUCGUAUUUGUCCUUUGGCACCGGGACUCAAGAGACGGUCACUGCAAUCGUCAGGGGCACCCAACGACGGUUUCCUCCUAAAUACAUUGAAAACACUUUUUAGGCUACCCAGAGUACUUUUAGAUCUCUAGAAGUGCAUUUUAAGCAGCGCUAUAAAAUUUGCAUCUGUUCGGUCAUCCUAGGGCAACUUAAGUCUUUUCGAAACUAUUAGGGCUUCAGUACUACUUUCCCGAAAAAUUUAGAUGUAAUUUAACGUUUUAAGAAAGUGAGAAUUUUUUGAAUUCCUCUUUCCAUAGCAUUUUUUCAUCCGAAAAUUUUAGGUUUCCGUUUUACUACGAAAAAUAACUAAACCUGGGGUCGAAGUGUGAAAAAUUAAACUUUAGAAAAUCGUAGGGAAUUUAUUCGCUAAGCUUCAAAAAUUGUACACAGAUGGAACAGUCACUUAGAAACAUUUAGCCGUCCUCAAGUAAUAGAAAAUUUUAGGCAAUAUUUGCUUCUCCGAACAGAUAUUUUACAGAAAACAGUUGUUGGGUGCCCCUGAAUCGUGUAACUAAUAAUUCUCAACCGACAACUGAGAUAUCAACCGAGGUAGGUGACACUGUUUUCGCCGAGCGAGGACAUCAGAAGAUUAUAAAAGUUAUCAUGCUGAUUAGAAUUACCGAAGAAAGUGUCAAAUUUAUCGAAACUAAGUCUAUCCAAUCAAACUUAAAACUUAGAAUAUGAGCUUACAUACCUGAAUAAACAGAUUCACACUUCAUAACAUUUCACUUUGGCUAUUACGGUCAGUUUAACACCUUAAUUUCGAAGUUUAGACUCAAGAAUCCCGAAAUGGACAAUAAACAAAUCUGCUGGCAAGACCCUUGAUGAUCACUUUGCAAGUUAUGAAAACAUCGCUUGGAUUAAUUUAAGGGAAUGUUUGGGGAGUAGCCUCGAGCUUCUCCCCUAAAUUUAACAGUUCCUUUUGAUACUGUUUUUGUUUCUGUUCAGAGUUAGCUCUGAAACACCAAUAACAAUAGCAGUAACAACAACAAUGGUUAUUUCUUGAUUAUACUUUUUACAGAAGUGUACGGGCCCGCAGGUAGCUGGUGCUAAUCUUGGCGGGCCGGUCAAUUAAAGUGUAAGGAAUUCUUUUUAUACGGAGCUGUAUCCGCUCGUUCUGAAACAGUUCAGGCACCUGGUAUGUCCGAUAAAAGAAAGUGUAAGAGCCUAUUAUCUGCAGAGCGAAAAAAAUCCAAAAAAAAUCAUUCGACAGUCGUUGACACCAAGAUAAUACAUCGAGUAGGGUUUAGUGUAUGGAUAUUGGUCAGACACUUGUUUUGAGUUAGGUAGGAAAACACGACUUCUUGAAAUUAUCUACUUACUUUUCAGUGUCGUGUGGGUCAAAAGUCAAUAACACAUUGAAAAGUCCUGCAUACUCAGAUGGCUUCUAUGCUGGCAACAUGAACUGCAGUUACAAUGUUUCGAUUCCAGAUGGUAAGGCGCUGAGACUCAAGUUUCAAACAUUUGAACUGGAGUCUGAUUCAGAAUGCAGGUAGGAAUAAAUACGUCUGGCUUGUCUUUUCUAAGCUUUAAUAUUGUGAUGAAGGGAGAAUAACUUGCCUGGGAGAACAUUUUGAAAGAGACUUUAAUGUCCAUUCAACUGUCAUAACGUCAUUUUCUUCUAUUUCGGUUGGGUCAAAAAUUGGCAAAUUAAUGCAGGGAAGGCUUCCCUUGACCCAUCGGAUUUAUCUUUAAUUUCUUCUCAAACGAACAUCCGAAGCGAAGCAGCGAGCAAGAGGAGAAAAAUAAACCUGGUGACCAUCGUACCGAAUCUCUCAUUCAGCCAGGCGCCUGGGUCAGGAUAUGACCCUCGGGUUCUGACUGGUGGGUAUAUUAACCACUGCGAGAUCCAAUCUUAUUGGUUCUUGCCAUUGGAUUUAGCGAGGGGACAGAAGUAGGGAUAUUUGUUAUUUCGCAGCAAGGUAUAUUGAUAGACAUUUUCUUGUAGGAUCGAUUAUUUGGUAAUAACGAAUGGUGUUACAGAAGUUCGAUACUGCGGUGACCUCACAAGAAGAGACCUUUUGAUAUCCGGAAACUACGUUGAAUUAACGUUCCACACGGAUUGGUUGCUCGAGAACAAAAGAGGAUUUGAAAUAUUCUUUACUGAAGAAAUUCCCGGUAAGUUUACAAAGGUCACAAUUUGGCAUAUCUCCAUUUAAGUACGGUCUAUUACAGAAUGCUUUAUGACCGGAAGACACGGAAGAUUCUUCACAAGAAUAAACGUGGGAGGGAUUUUAGGCGAGCAAGUAAAAUGUAAAUGACAUGGCAAAAAAGGCGUUCUUCCUUCAAAACACUGACUUAGGUUUCUGCCCCAGUAAAGAUGGUAAAGGGUACAUAGCUUAUGGAAUAAAUAUCUCCUCUCGUCUUCCUCAGUGUUGUGGCCGGGCUUCCCUGUUCCAACUCUUGAAGUGCUUUUAUUAGUAGAUAGCCGCACGCACAGCAACGAAAAUGACAACAGCUCCAAUUACCUUUCAGUACUUUGUCCACAAGGCUGGAAUUCAAGUUUACAUGGCGUAUGUUACAAAGUCUAUUCCAACCAUUUGGACUGGAAGUCAGCAAAUUCCGCGUGUAUAAAACUGGGAGGAAACCUCGCUGUAUUUAAUUCGUAUGCCAAAUUACAAGAAUUUCCUGAAAAUGCAUUCGGCGGCUAUGCAUGGAUUGGUUUACGAAGAGAUCCUGAAGACGAGAAACACUGGUUGUGGGUUGGUGGGUCACGCCCUGCUUUCGCUUCCUGGAUUACUGGGGAACCAGUCAAUCCGUAUAUCGAGGAUUGUGGGGGAAUACUUUUGCCGUCAAGGAAAUGGAAUGACUUGACUUGCAAGUACCCUCUUAGAUACAUUUGUGAAAUCAAUGGUACGUACAACUGCCUUCAUUCCUGCAAUCAUAGUCAAUAGUAUUGGGAAGGUUACUACUUUUUACCUCAUUUGUUUUUUGUUCUUUUCCCCGCCCCCUGGCCCAAUGUUGUAGAAAACUAAAGUGUUUUUACGCGUAAUAGACCAAUUUCGAUAUAUAAAAAAUCAAACUUGGUUCCGGGUUGUACAAUCUUCCCAGUUACUUUUGUCCGUGAUUAUAGCUUAGAAAAUUUCAGAAAGUAAUAUGAUAUGCAUUUCGCUACAGAUCGCCAGUUGCCCCUAGAGUGUUAUGAUCUAGUGGCUGUGCUAGGUUAUCCUAUCACCUUGUAUGGUAGUCUCCCUUAUUAAAAAAAUGGGGGUGCUUGGAGUAGGGGGGGGGGCUGAUGAUCGCAAUCAUGUGGUUAAGUCUUGGACAAACAACUUGACAUGCCAUUGUUCUGGCAAAGCUACAUUUCAAGGAAUAAAACAUCUCCAUGAAGCAAGACGCAAUCAAUUUCUUCACACCUCUAUUGGUGUAAGUAAGGCAGACAAAAUCAUGAAAAUCUCAUGUUGUCCUCGAGAUUCAUCAUUAAACUGAUAGUCACCUUGAUGAAAUGAAUACUUCCCCGGAAAUUUAGAAACAUGUUAGCAAUCGCAAAAAGGGCCGUUACCUUUCACCUCUUAUGAAUCUCUGAACGACUAGCAACACGUACAGUGUGGAAUGGGUAGGAAUUAUUGACUUUGACGUCACAUAACAAAAAAAGUCAACUUGCGCUUGUCCCGAAUCUGACAUCCAUAAAAUCAAGAAUUUUCAUUGCUAAUAUGGCGUGUAACACCACUGACCUUCUUAAAUAGUGUCUGGCUUACUCAUGCUCGCCAUUAAUUUAUUUUUCUUGACUGUGAGAUGGGGCAGAAUUAUCCCCCUAUAGUUUAUGUACAAUCUGAAUAAUAUCAAAUACUGCCUUCUUGUGGUCCGUUUCGCAAUUGCGUGCUACGGAAUUUAACGCCUUUCCAGAUACGCCUGGCACCUUUUUCUUUAGUACAUCUACCAUUGUUAUUUUUCGGCUCGUCAGUUUAUUUCCAAAUAUCCCUCACACUGAAGUUCCACUUUUUUUAAUAUUCCGUUUUGAAGCAGAUUCAGCAUAAUUAAGAAUACCGUAAAAUUCCGAAAAUAAGCCUCGGGGCUUAUAUUUUUCAAAGACCCUUUUUGAGGGUCUUUUUUUGGAGUGGCGUAUAAUUAUUCGGAGGGGCUUAACUACGAAGGGAAAUUUGCGUUUCAAAAUCGAUUGGGCUAGCCUUAUAGUUGGAAGUAAAUUUACCGUUUUUGCUUUGUUUUACUUUGUAUCUGAGGGCAUUUUUCUAAGUAUACGCCCCCGGGGGGGGGGAUUAUAUUCGGAGGGGCGAUUUAACGGAGGAUUUUUUGCGUUACCGGUUUGGGGGGCUUAUAUUUGGAGGGGCUUAUACAUGGAGGGGCUUAUUUUCGGAAUUUUACGCUAUCAGGACAGUCAAUCGAAGGGUGGGCCGGAAACUCUAAGAACGGCUCACAGGAUUGGUUUAGAAAACAAUAGAUAUCCCUGACCCAAACAAAACUAACAAUGAACCCCAACUCUGAAACAAUAGAGCUUUGGGCCAACAAGAACCUAAUUAGAGGUUCUGGCCAACAGCAAUCGAAGCUGUACUUAAUAGUCAAUAUAAGUGUUGACUGUGAAUCGGUGGAGUGAAACAUUCUUUCGUCUUAUGUUCUUUUGGUUUGUUUUCAUAACCAUAACAAAGUUGAUAAAGCCAAAUUUUUGCAUCCUACUCCCUCAAGCGAGGAGCACCACAGUUUUUAUUUUAUUUUAUAUUAUAUUUAUUUUUCUUUAUUUUCUUUUUUUAUUUUGUUAACAAAACUCAUCUUUCAUUUGUUGUAAAGCAGAAACUCCUAAAACCAGUACAACAGUAAAGAGAUAAUUAGCCAAGAAAGUACAACCUCGUUACUUAACAUAUUUCAAAAUAACAGACUUUCACGUUCUUGAUCAAUCGCCAAAGACCGAAGACUUAGACUUAAAAAGAGCUCUAUUGCAGUUAUUAAAACCAGAAUUCACAUUAUAUUGACCUCUCCUAACCGUAAAUCUGGUGCCCAAAUUGUAAUAUAAAAGACUUGUAAAAAGCAUUCUCUGAGUAAAUUUCAUUUCAUCUUUAUGCUGAUGAUACCAGCAUAAUCUUUGCGAAUAGCAAUCAAAGACAAACUCGGUGAACCGGAAGGAAACUUCGAAAUGUCCAAUGAAAGUAAACCCAUGACUGCUGCAUCAAACUUAAAUCUUAAAUGAAGAUUAAUCGAAUUAGUUACUCCUCCGCCCACCCUAAAAAGUUCUUAGUAAAAGAACCUAACAUAGAUUGUGGAUGAAACUUGGUGCACUGAUGUAACAAGUCAAGACGUGAUAAAAAAGUACGCAAUAAAAAGUUGGGGUCACCAUGCUCGUUUUCACGUCACAAUGCUGAGAAAUCAUGACGGCUAUUUGGGACCCUUUUGGACCGCGCGCAGCCCAAAACUAGACAAAAAGGAAAAAUUUUUUUGAUGAUGCAUGUGGCAUCGCACAGAAUUUGACUUGAAUGUAUUGUUUAAACCCUUACGUACAUUAAAAAUUCCCUUGUUUUUACUUUGCGCUCCAAAGAAGACUUAAUUUGGACACUCGCUGUUCGACCCGUUAUAGCUCAAUCCGUACACUUUAAUUAAAUUUCCAAAACACAGAACAUAGAUUUAUGCCAAUUUUUUUUCUCAUUGAAAGGAAGCACUGUUCUUACUAAAAUCAUGAAACAAAAAGUGGGGGUCAGCGUACUCGUUUUUGCGGUAGAGCUGCAGAAAGUGCGCACCAAAUGCAUUUCCUUGAGAUGGGACUAGGGCGAGUUUCAAAAUGGCAUGUAUGUGAAAGGGUGAAGAAAGCAUUAAAAAAUCAGUUUUACAGAAUUUACAUCGAGAUAUCACAGUUAGGACGCAAUGUGAUAAAGAUGGCGCUUAAAUGAAAUCAAAGUGAGUUAGCACAAGUUAACAUCCACUAUCGAGGUUCUUCGUGAGGAAGUCGAACUCAGCAACACGCGUACUGCUUACGUAAUGCACAUUCCUAACACAUUGAGUCUCAUCUCGGCAAGAAACAACCGCAAACGAAAAUUUCAAUAGCGUUUCUCUUCAGUCAACUUCAUUUUAAAGCUUUUUAAUAAUAUUACUUCAGAUGGUAUUUUUCACGGCGGUUAUCUUGUUAUACGCAGUAAGAGAUGCGCAGAGCAAAACCAGCGAAUCACCUUAACAACCUUUUCAACCAAUUAUUAGACUAGUUCACUACUGUUCACAGUCCCUUACUUUUUCGUAAGAUCGUCGAGAUCAAAGACUUUGCGUUACGGGCGGCAAUCUUGGUUUCAUAUGUGCCGAACACUCAUCCUAGAUGGCCGCCCGUAACGCAAGGUCUUCAAUCUCGACGGUCUUACGGAAAAAUACUAGGGAUUGUAAACAGUCUAUUCCAAUUCCGAAAACACAUGUAUACUAGAAAUGGAGCAUUAUAUCAAAAAAUAUAUAUUUAGGUAUAUUUUUAAAAUCUAUAGUCUUUCAUGGACCCGGACUACCAUAUAGACCAUCUGUGUCAAAAAACUGGUAAAAUACUGGAAAAUAGCGCUAAGCUUCGACACUUUGUCCCACGACAUGUAUUACUUACCAUACACUACUCACUUAUUUCACCAUAUCUGCACUAUGGUAUUUUUGCUUGGGGCCAGUGUGCACAGACUCAUCUCCAUAAACUGUUGCAGAUAUUGCAAAGACGAGCAAUGAUAUUCUGAUAUUCUUCAUUUCAGCGAGAGAGUAUUCAACGCCUAUGCUCCAUUAGCCAUCUAAUGUACAUGUAUGAUGUACACAACAACCCAUAGUACUGAAAUUGAAAAUAUCCUCAAAAUGUUUCAGAAAGUGUCUUACACUCACCAAAAUCGAACUAGCUCUAAAACUGAUAAAAAGAAAUUUGUAUGCAAAGUACAAGAACUGAGAAAAUAAGAAAUUCUUUUUCAAGAUCUGGUGUCCAAAAUUAGAAUAGUCUGCCUUUGUUCUCUAAAAGUACUAAGUCAAACGUAAUUCAAAUCGGAAUUUAAGAAAGUGCUCCUUGAAACCUUGAAUAUGAGGAUUUUUAUACUGAAGGUUCUGAAAUUAAAAAUAUAUCACCACUACUACCCAGUAUCAUAAUCAAAUAUCCACAGCGAUUGAUUGUGUAACGAAACUAAAUACUACAGUCUGUGCGUAUGCAUGAAGUUACAGCAACUCAACCAAUUACCAUAAUUUUCUUUCUUUUGUUUUUGUCAUAACCCCCCCCCCCCCCCCCCCCAAAAAAAAAAAAAAAAAACGCCUAAGCCGACAUCUAUGCAUAUUGAUCUCACGCUUAGCCAAUAACGCAUAUAUCUUUGGUAGGUUGUCCUGAAAACUGGACUGCAUUGCAUGGCUUUUGCUACAGACUCUCCUUCAAUAGCCUGGAUUGGAGGGCGGCAAAAUUUGCUUGCAAAGCACUGGGAUCUAAUCUCACAAUGUUGAAUUUACGAGUUGAGCAACAACACCUUCGUUGGGGAGAGAGGACUUGGAUUGGUUUGCAUCGUGAUUCCAGUGAUAAAUCAAGCUGGUUGUGGAUUGAUGGCUCGCAAGCUGUUAACAUGACCUUCGAUUCUAAUCAACCAGUAAACUUUAAACAACAAUCGGAAGAUUGUGUGUACAUGAGGCCAUCUGGGAAAUGGAAUGACCUGAACUGUAAUGAGUCCCUUAGUUACUCUUGCGAAUUGCCCGCAGGUUGGUUA